CCUCCUCCUCUCUUUCUCUCUCCAGAACUGCGAACCAUCAUCGCUCGACUCGCCGUACAAGAAAGCAGCAGCAGGCGACGCCGGCGCUCAGCAUAUCCGGCCGGCCCCUUCCCCCCACGCUAACGUGCGCCUCCCCGAGCACGGCGGCGAAAUCCGCCGCGGCGCGUCGCGACGGUGCGGACGCGUCGUCGUGAGGGCGUCGGCCUCGCCACCCGUCGGGAAGUCAUUCCCUCCCCUCCGAGAUCCGAUCGUCUCCAAAACCCUAGCCCAGCCCCCGAUUCCGCCGCCGAUCGGGACGAUCGGAUCGCCGCCGCUUCCGGUCCGCGGACCCUCGCGAGCGAUCGCCGCGGAAUUCGCCGGUCGGAGAGCUCGCUCCCGCGCGCGCAUGUGCGCAUUUUCGGUGAUUGAUUGGUAAGGUACGAUCGCGGGUAGAGCCGGGGAGUGCGAGGAUGCAGAGACGAAGUCCGCCUAAGCACCGGCACGACGGGACUUCGCCGCUGCCGCUGGGAAUGGAUUGGAGCCCUCCGCCACGGAAAUGGAAUGGGCGGGACACUGUGUGGCCGCACGAUCAUCGGACAGGAUGGAGUUACUGUGUUACAAUACCUUCAUGGGUCCUGUUGCCGAAAUCAAGAGACUCGGAUCCUGUUGUGUUUUACAGGGUUCAGAUUGGUUUACAAUCUCCCGAAGUUACCACUGUUCGUGGAGUGUUAAGAAGAUUCAAUGACUUUUUGAGGUUAUUUUCUGAUCUUAAAAAAGCAUUUCCUAAGAAGAAUCUUCCACCAGCUCCUCCGAAGGGACUUUUGCGGAUAAAGAGCAGGGCAUUGUUGGAUGAGAGAAGAUGCUCAUUGGAGGAGUGGAUGACAAAGCUCCUGUCUGACCUUGACUUGUCGAGAAGUUUUGCAGUGGCGUCAUUUCUUGAACUAGAAGCUGCUGCUAGAUCUUCUUUUCAAGACACAAAUCAAAAUGUGCCAGAGGCAUUGGGUUCUGGAAAUAGUUCAAUAUCAUCACAUCAGCCACAAAAUGAUUCAGCAUUAUCUGCUGUUGCUGGUGGUUCAUCUCUCACAUCAGAUUAUGGCAGUGAUACUGCCUAUGAGAACUCCGAACUUGGAACACCAACGUUAGGAAGACAUGAAAGUUCUGAUGUGGGUGUGGAGGAAUUUUCCUUGGAUGAAGACUUGCCUAAUCCCAUUGAUAGACUUGUCAAAUAUGGUGUGGCUAAUAUUGAUGAGGGUCUGUUCAUGGGUGAAGCAAUUUUAGAGCAGCUGGAAGGUUUUGAUAGGCGUAAAAUCCAUGGCAACCAUGUAAAUAUCAGUGGAAAACACUUGGAAAAUGGAAAUGUUUCCAAAGUUCCAUACCUUAUGGGAAAUGACUUAGAACUCUUCACAGAGCCAGAUCAUUUCAAGGUUACUGGCCACACACGGAAACUCUCUUCUGAUAGCAUAUCCAGUGAUGUGAGCUCUCUCAGAGAAAGUGAGUCAUCAAACUCUGGAAUGCCUAAUUCAUCUGGUAAUGGCUCUGCUUACCUUUCUGGAGCUGUUGAAACUUCAAGUGCUCCAGAAAUUCUUGGGAACACGGAGCUGCAUGCUUUAGGAGAUGGGCAAGUCAUCCUUCCGAUGGAUCAGCGCAGUAAAUUGAACAGGGUCAUGUUCUCCUUUCAACGAAGACUAGUAACAGCAAAAACAGACAUGGAGGAUCUUAUAUCGAGACUAAACCAGGAAACUGCCGUGAAAGAUUACCUUAUGACAAAGGUUAAGGAUUUGGAGGGGGAACUUGAAACUACAAAACAAAAGAGUAAAGAAAACCUUGAACAAGCAAUAUUAGCAGAGAGAGAGAGAUUUACUCAAAUGCAGUGGGAUAUGGAGGAAUUACGACAAAGAUCUUAUGAGAUGGAGUUGAAGUUAAAGUCUAAACAGGGUGGUGAGUCAAGUUCUGAAUCAACAGGAGCAUCUUUUAGCCCAGGGAGGGAGCUGCUUCAGGAGUUGGAUGAAAGCAAACAGCAGGUUGGCAAUUUGCAGAAAAGAUAUGAAGAGCUAGAACUAAGGUCAAAGGCAGAUCUUAAAGUCCUGGUUAAAGAGGUUAAAUCUCUCAGAAACACCCAGAAUCAUUUGAAGCAAGAGCUUAGUCAAUCUCUGGAGGAAAAGAGAAAAGUUGAGAAACUUCUUGAAGAGGAAAAACAAAUGAAUCAACAAUGUGAAACUGCCUUGACCAAGCUAUUGCAAGAGUGCAAAACCAUCCACAAUGCACUGCAAGACUGUGUUGUCAAUAUCACUGCAGAUGAUGCAAAAGACCUUGAUUCUUCCUCUGUUGAAGGCAUACGAUUCUCAUCUAUGUUGAAUGACCUAAUCGGCCGUAUAACUGCACAGGCACAUAUGUUAGCCCAAGAAGGCCAUGCCGCUGCUUCUGACAUAUAUGGAGAUAAUGGAGUAAAUGACAACACAAGAAUGGUAGAGGAUGAAUUGAAGACUACUAUAGCAAACAUCAUCAUCGAUAGUGGCACUUUGUUUAGAAAACAGGUGAACUCUUUCUUGCAAUGUUCCACUAAUGAUGUUUCCAAAACUGAGACAGCAGAGGCUACUACGGGAAAAUCUUAGCAGAUUGAUUGAGUCUUUUGAAAGGGGAAUAGGGUUUAUAUUUGUGAGAGUAAAUCCUAUCUCUUUGGUAUAGUCAUAAUGCCACAUCUCCACAGUGUCUUCUCCGCAUUUUAGUUAGUUGACGAUACCUGCGGAGAUGGCAGUCUGUGGUGACAUUUUGUAAUCCCACAUAAAUGCUUUUCACAAGAUGGCAGUCUAUACGAAACGAUUUUUCCUUGUUAAUGUACAUGAAUGAGUACAGAUAUUACCCGAAAAGCUAUAGAUGAAUUUUGGAAAUCUUCGAGCUUA
This is a messenger RNA of Eucalyptus grandis, 2879 nucleotides long. RefSeq names its product PX domain-containing protein EREL1. Gene Ontology annotation, biological process: protein transport. Gene Ontology annotation, molecular function: phosphatidylinositol binding. The record is from RefSeq and is a predicted model, not a curated record. NCBI's taxonomy places the organism in Eukaryota, Viridiplantae, Streptophyta, Magnoliopsida, Myrtales, Myrtaceae.